AUGUGUGUCUAAUUUGACAACAUGGUGACCCAGGAAUGUUGAUGUGAGACCGCCGACGUGCUCAACGCCCCACGCGACGACACGAGUGGACGAUGAUCCGCGCGAAAUAUGUCUGCUAACUCCGGCUGCGUGACCGAGAGGUAGCCUGAACGAACGACCAGCCGCGAUACAUUGUACGGGAUCACGGUUUAGCGCAUAGUGCAGAGAGACGGGGUACAGCCCCGUGGAUUACCACUGCGUCACGGAUAAUGUUAUUGAUUGAUUUUUUAAUGACUCACGCGUCGACGAACACACGAUCCGGCGACGUUACGAAGAGUAAUAUCUCGCCAUUGAUGAGGUACGCUUUCCUGCUGCUCCUCUGCCUCCUCCUCAUUAUCCAGCUGACACCGUCGGUCGUCGCAGUCGAUUCUCUGGGUGAUCCUUAUAAAAUACUGGGCGUAUCGAAACAUGCGUCCCUGCAGGAUAUCCGAAAGGCAUACAAGCAUCUCGUUAAGGAAUGGCAUCCGGACAAGACAGAUCAUCCUAUGGCUGAGGAUAAAUUCGUAGAGAUAACUAAAGCUUACGAGCUUCUGACAGAUCCAGAAAGAAGGAGAAAGUUUGAUAAUUUUGGGAUAACAGAAGAAGGAACUGUGAGGCAAAGAAGAGACAGUAAUCACUACAAUGUUCUCGAUCCAUUGGAAGAAUUAUUCUCUGGUAAUUUCCAAUUCCAUUAUCAGAAAAGAGAUAUCACGCUGUUCCAUAAGAUGAGCAUCACAUAUCGGUCGUACGAAAAUGUGAUAAUACCAAAAACUUAUCGUAUGCCAUACUUGAUUUUAUUUUAUUCUGAUUGGUGUUUCGCGUGUCUACAAGUGGAACCUACUUGGCGACGAUUGAUCGACGAAUUGGAGCCUCUAGGCUUCGGUUUGGUCACUGUACACACUAAGAAAGAGCCCACUUUGGCAAGGAGACUUGGCAUUCACUCGCUUCCAUGUCUCGUUGUUACCGUAGAGGGGCGACCUAGCAUCUACAAAGAAUCGUUGUUUAGCAUUCAGAAAGUUAUCGAAUUUGUACGAAGUAGGCUACCAUAUAAAUUAAUAAGUACUGUUAGCAGCGCUAACGUGGAAAAUUUCUUGUCGGGUUGGACGGACAAUCGAAUUCGCGCUUUGAUAUUCGAAAAGAGAGACUUCAUUCGAUUGCGAUAUCUGCUUACGUCUUUCUACCACAGAGAUCGAGUAGCGUUUGGUUUUGUCCAGAUCGGUAUACCUGAGACCGAGGAUAUUACGUCGAAAUACAAAAUCUCAGGGGAACUGGACACUCUACUGCUGUUCAAUGAGAACUCUGAGAAGCCUAUGGCGUCCGUUAGUAUGAAAGAUAUUUCCAGCGAGACGAUGCAUAACGUUAUCGCCAACAAUAAGUUUCUCGUUUUGCCAAGGCUUUCGAAUCAAGCCAUGUUGGACUCUAUAUGCCCACCUGAAUGGCUGAAGCCGCAGAAGCGCUUGUGCGCCGUUUUAAUAUCACAACAAAACAGUCCACUUCACGAUAUGGCUAGGCAUAAGUUUAGACAAGCGGCGUUAGAGUCUACUUACAGCACCGAACGCGUGAGAUACGCAUACGUGUUUAAAGACACGCAGCCCGAGUUUGUGUCGGCGCUGUCAGCCGGCGAAGGUAGCCCGCUGGAACCUUUGUUACACAUCGUCAUUAUCUGGAGACGAGACGCCAAUCACUUGAAGUACGAAUGGCUGCCCGACGGAUGGGUCGACGCUGCGCAAGACGAGCGUAUAUGGAACGAGACACGUAGACAUUUAGAAAAGAUGAUACAGAGGUUGUUACGCGCUACCGAAGCUUUACCGUAUGCCGCAGUCAUAGGGGAAUUAGCGGACGAGCACGCACAGGGUACUGUAGACAGAUUAAUAGGGAGGGCAUUAUUAGCGGUAGAUUAUAUAUCCGAUAAUCUGACGAAAGAGCAGAUUUUACCUUUGAUAUCGGUACUAGCGACUCUCCUGCUAAUCGGAGCAGCAGGGUACGGAAUGUCAUACCUAGCCAAGCUUGAAGAAGUGAGCGUUCAGCCUGCCCGAAAGGACAAGUUAUCUUCGCCACAGCCGCAGCUUCGGAUACACGAGUUACGCGCGGAGAAAUACAACGGUUUAGUCCGACUUUUAAAGCCUGGAUGCCGAACUAUCAUUCUGCUGAUUGACGGUCAGAGUCGUUUAAAGUUAUUGCCAGUUUUCCACAAAGCUGUGUGGCCUUAUAGGAAGAAUAAGACGCUUAUGUUCGCACAUAUGUCACUAGAGAAGGGUCUCGAUUGGUACAAGAAACUUUUAUCUCUCACUUUAUUCGAUUACAAGGAACUGAACAUAAAUGCCAAGAAUUGCGUGGGAACGGUGUUGUCCUUAAAUGGCCAUCGGAAAUACUUCUGCAUGUAUCACGCUAAGCUUCCUGAGUGCACAUCAAUUACGAAGAGUAAAAGUUCUAAGCGUUUAGCAACGAUGACCAAGCAACUCACUCAGGACGCGGAAGCCGGUGCUUUUAUCGGUUUUGACAGUUCUAACGAGUCCGACAUGUCUCAGGAUGAGAGUGGAAACAACGUUUUAUAUCACGAAAACCUUUUGGACGGAUUACCGAUGUGGCUCGACAAACUGUUCGAGGGAUUAACACAACGUUAUCACAUAAAUUAUUGGCCCGAGUUCACUGCCAAGUAAAGGAACGAAGAAGGAGAGGAUACUAUCUUCAAUUGUUUUCUUUUUCUUCUUCUUUUCUCUCUUUUCUUUUCUUUUCUUGAGGCGUAUACACCAUUAGAUGAUGAGGAACAAGAAGGUUUGCGUAGUCAGCAAAAUACUAUUGCCAUUGAGACAUACUGUGAUUCGAACGAACAAAUGCGCACGGCUCUCUGUAUAAAGACAAAGCAUAUUCAUUAUUUGUUAAGUACUAUUUACAAAUCUAUGUUUACAGUUCCUUGCAUUUUAACAAUUAUUUUAGAUUGGAUCUUUAAGUAUCAUUAAAGUACGCUGUAAAAGAUUACAUAGCAAAAGGGGAAGAGAGAGAGGGGGGGGGGUGGAGGGCCACCACCAUUGGCGCUCGAUUAACUCCGGACAUAGAGAUCAAUGUUUUCUGUAUACUAUACUUCGUCCGUUCCUAUUAUAACUCGAAUACUCUUUCUAUUCCUCGAAAUAUCGCUUGUAACUAUCUAGUCAACGUUACUAAGAACUUAGCAGUAUUUAUAUUGCACAGUACAAGUAAUAGAUUGUUUAUAUUUCCGUAGAUAGUAAUCUACAGAUCGAUUCACGCGAUCCUCGACAUACAUGAAUACGUUCGAAUUCCUCACGACACAUACAAUACCAAUCGCUAUUUUUCAUGUUGUGAAAAAGAGAAAGGAAGAAAUGUGUAUAAGUUUGCAUUAAUAUGUUUAUACCUUAAAGAUGCGUAUCUCUGUCGCUUGUUCCGCACUCCGUUCAUAUCCGAUGUCCCCUUUGUAUCGAACAUGUUUCUCGGAUCCAUAUAUCAGUAGCAUAUAAGACUUCACGAGAGUCCUCACAUAAUUUAUACCUUAUCAUAUUUUAUAGUUACCGUAAAAUCGAUAUUCAAAACGUAUACGUUCAACGUAACAAACGUAUACGUGCUUGUGAAAAGGUGUACCACACACGGUUGAUUUUAUCGGGAUUUUACGUUCGUCCAUUAUUUUUAAUCGUUACGCUUUCAUCAAUCUCAUUAGCUUGUGACAUUAUUUAAAUAAUACACACUUAUCCGGCCAAAUUCUUUUCUUUUAGCAAACUCGCUCUCGCAGCUAUUUAUUCUCCUUAACGGAAUCGAAUACGUAUUUCUCCGCAAAGCGACAGAUAUAGGUACCUCGUGUUACUUAUAUAAGGUAUAUUCCUGCUACGAGAGGCUAUUAGAAAGUAUUAAAGUGUAUUAUAGAAACAUAUGAGAUAUCAUAAUGCUGUUGAAACUGCAAGUUACGCGCGCCAGCUCAAUUGUUUAUACUUUAUAUCCUUAUAUGACAAUUAAAACUGACAAAAUAAACACA
Odontomachus brunneus is the source of this 4000-nucleotide messenger RNA. RefSeq names its product dnaJ homolog subfamily C member 16 (gene l(3)80Fg). Bases 249 to 2678 code for a protein of 809 amino acids. NCBI's taxonomy places the organism in Eukaryota, Metazoa, Arthropoda, Insecta, Hymenoptera, Formicidae. The record is from RefSeq and is a predicted model, not a curated record. The transcript is spliced from 12 exons.